Messenger RNA from Bombyx mandarina (wild silkworm), 1801 nucleotides. RefSeq lists its product as uncharacterized. Lineage: Eukaryota; Metazoa; Arthropoda; Insecta; Lepidoptera; Bombycidae. The record is from RefSeq and is a predicted model, not a curated record.
UAUAUUCAAGGACAACAAAAAAAGAAACAGAAUUUUAAACUAAACUACGCUAAGAAUCCGUUUACUUUAACAAUAUUCUAUGAUAUUGCAACAAAAGUUCGAACCGUAACAGUGUCUAAGUAAUCGUAAUGUCUGAACAAACAUUUCCACAAAUACUGCAAAUCAUUACGUAUUCACUGAAAACACAACAAACAUGCAACAUACAUAGAUUCGUACUUACUGCGGAUUAUAUUGCAAUAGCUCAAGCAAAUACACGAUGACGCUCCCAGCGUUUGCGUAUGGAUCAUGUAGUGGUGGAGAGUAUAAAGCGCCUGUGGCCACCACCUGAACCACACAUUGUCGCACACGAUCGCAGGCAUGAGGAGUGCGAUAGCGAUAUUGUCGCUGGUAGCCGCUAUUGCGGCAGAGGCGCCGUAUCAUCUGCCGCGGCCAGGAGCAAACGCGCCGUCACUCAACUAUCCUAUAAGACCUGCACCGCCGCCGCCACCACCGCCGCCACCACCACCGCCGCCACCACCACCGCCACCACCACCACCGCCGCCGCCGCCACGACCUUAUAAUCCUCCCCCGCCACCACCACCACCGCCGCCGCCGCCACGACCUUAUAAUCCUCCCCCGCCACCGCCUCAAUACCCGCAACCUCCACAAUACUAUCCACCUCCAUCACAAUAUCCCAUUCCACAACCGCCCCCACCUCCGGCACAUCAACAUCAUCAUCAUCCACCUCCUCCGCCGCCACAACCUCAGCCGGUACCGAAUCCUCAAGACGGCUACCACUAUCAACAACCAAAUAUAGCCCCAGCAUUCGUACAGCCCGUGGCUCAACCUCUAGUUCAAACACAACCACAACCGCAGCCGAUUUACCAACAACCACAACCGCAGCCGAUUUACCAACAACCAGCUCCGGCACCGGCACCAACUCAACCAGUAUACAGUCCGCCUGCACCUCAACCAGCAUAUCGUCCGCCUUCUUAUCAACCUCCCGCUCCUCGACCUGUUUAUAACCAACCCGCCCCUCCAGUACAACCAAUUAGCUAUCCACAGCCCAUUCAGUACCGACAACCGAAUCCACAGUACCAAUUGCCCCAACAGCCUGCUCUACCCAGACCAGCUCCCUCCCCUCCUGUUAACCCAGCUCCGCAACCUCAACCAAUUCCAAUCCAACCGUAUCAAUCGAACCAAUAUCAACAGCAACAGUCAGGCUAUUCUUACCAACAGCCACAGUUCGCAGAACAACAAAACCAGGUGACCUCACAAUUGCCCCUCGAAACUCAACCUAGUGGCAGCGGCGGCUCACAAGUUUUGUCCAGCUACCAAGCCGAUUCAAACCAAUAUAGCAGCGCUCAAAACCAAGAGCAGAUACAUCGAGAUGCUCUGGAUUCAGUGGUUGUUGGUCGUGUCCAAAAUAUAAUCAAAGAGGACGAACAUAAUUCCGCAAGGAACGCAGGUUAUCUUUCUCUGGUGUCCGGCGUGUCAUUAGAGAGUGCAAAGCCGAGCAUCGAAAUUCUGUCUUUUGCUCACACCUCAGGACAGAAUGCUCAAAGCUCAGGCUCCUCCUUCGCUCAGUCGUCGUCUUCAUCAUCCUCAGCGGUAUCUCAAGACUAUGGACUCCCGCUGGCUACGGACAGCCAGUCCUCGAAUCAAUUUGUUCAAUCAAAUACAAACGUCGGAUUUUUGCCCGACACUAAGCCGGCAACGUCGUACGGCCCACCUAAUUAAGAGUUUUAAUACACAAUUCAGAUGUCACUGAAUUGUACAUAAUUGUAAAUAUAUUUUUUUCUAAAUUUGUAAAUAAAAAAAU